AUGGCUUUCCGAGUAGCCUCAGGGCUCAUCGAGCAUCACUUGAGCAACUCUCAACGACUCAGCCAAGCCAUCAAUGUUGCCACCGGUCGGUUGUCACAACGAGCUUGUGGCCUCCAUACCACCAAACUCAGCUAUCAGUAUGUUAAAACCUCCGUCAAGGACGAUGUCAUGGUCUUCAAGAUCGAUUGUCCUGAUAGUAAAGUCAAUGUCCUCAACAAGGGCCUUAUGGAGGAGGUCCUCGAACAUAUGAACAAGUUCCCUUCGUCCAGUGCUAAGGCCGCUGUCAUCAUGAGUGCCAAAACUUCAUCAUUUGUGGCUGGUGCUGACAUCAACAUGAUAGCCGACUGUAAGAGUGUAGCUGAGACUGAGGCACUGGCGAAAAACGGUCAAGACAUUUUCAAUCAGAUCGAGAACAGCUCAAAACCAUUUGUUGCAGCUGUCAUGGGCGAUUGUCUCGGCGGAGGCUGCGAAUUGGCCCUGGCCUGCCACUACAGGAUCGCUGUAGACUCUCCCAAGACUGGAUUUGCCUUACCAGAGGUCAUGCUUGGUCUUUUGCCAGGCGCUGGUGGCACCCAAAGACUGCCCAAACUGAUCGACAUCCCGACAGCUCUGACCAUGAUCCUAACAGCUAAGAAACUCCGUGCAAGCCAGGCGAAGAGGGCCGGCCUAGUCGACAUGCUGGUGAAGCCGGUAGGCCCGGAUCCAGAUGGAAGAACCCUGUUCAAACUUGAAGAGGUCGCUGUCAUGCGUGCUGGGCAGAUCGCCGACAAGAAAUUCAAGAUUGUCCGCAAUAGGCCAUUCGUUGAGAAUCUGACUCGAGCCGCGAUCACCAACAUCGGUCCAGCGCGAGACUUCGUAUUCAACAAGGCUAAGGCUCAAGUGAUGAAGAUGACCAACGGUCUCUACCCAUCGCCACUGCGAAUUCUCGAGGUGGUCAAGGGUGGCAUCGAGAAACCUGCCCAGGGUUAUGAGAUGGAACGCAAGGCUUUUGCCGAGCUAGCCCACACAACGCAUUCCAAAGCACUGAUCGGCCUUUACCAUGGCCAGACUCUUUGCAAGAAGAAUAGGUUUGGCAAGCCCGAAAAGCCGGCCCAAACCAUCGCAGUCUUGGGAGCCGGUCUCAUGGGUGCUGGUAUUUGUCAAGUCUCAAUCCAAAAGGGACUCGACACCGUUAUGAAAGACAUCAACAAUCCGGGUUUGGCCAGAGGUUUUGAUCAGAUCGAGGGCAAUCUGCAGAAGAGAGUUAAGCGAAGAGCCAUGACACAGUACGAGAAGGAGGUCACUAUGUCAAGAUUGAUGCCCCAGACUGACUACCGGGGUUUCAAGAAUGUGGACCUAGUGAUUGAGGCCGUAUUCGAGGACCUGGGCAUCAAGCACAAGGUCGUGCAGGAAGUCGAGAAGGAGAUCAGAGACGACUGUAUCUUUGCCUCCAACACUUCGGCCCUCCCAAUCACACAAAUCGCUCAAGCCAGCAAGAGUCCUGAGAACUUUAUCGGUAUGCACUACUUUUCGCCCGUUGAGAAAAUGCAAUUACUAGAGAUCAUUACGACUGAUAAGACAUCAAAGCGGGCUUGUCAAGUGGCGGUGCAAGCCGGUUUGCAACAGGGCAAGGUCGUCAUCACUGUCAAGGAUGGGCCAGGCUUCUACACCACUCGCAUCCUCUCACCAGUUCUGUCUGAGGCCAUCCUCCUACUCCAAGAGGGCAUCUCGCCUAAAGAGCUCGACUCUAUCACAAAAGCCUAUGGUUUUCCCGUCGGAGCCGCCACGCUCGUUGAUGAAGUCGGUGUCGAUGUAGCCAUGCACGUUUCCAAAGACCUGGGUCAGGUCUUCUCGAAGCGUUUCGCAGGCAUGAACCCGGCUGUGUUCGAAGAGAUGGUCGCCUCUGGGUUCAAGGGUCGAAAAUCGGGCAAAGGAUUUUUCAUCUAUGAGAAUGCUAAGUCGAAAGAGAGGGCCCUGAACGAGGAUGUCACAAGCAUACUUAAGAAGUACAGCACCCAGCCUAAACUCGCUUGCACAAUGGAAGACCAUCAGAUGCGAAUGGGAACCCGGUUUGUGAACGAGGCCGUCCUGUGUUUGCAAGAAGGGAUUUUGGACAACCCACUUGAAGGUGAUAUCGGUGCGGUCUUUGGUUUGGGUUUCCCACCAUUCCUGGGUGGACCAUUUAGGUAUGUUGACACAUUCGGAGCCGACAGAAUCGUGGGCUUUAUGGAGAAGUAUAGGAAAUUCUACGGCGAUCAAUUUGAACCAUGCCAGUUGUUGCUCGAGCACGCUCGGGAUAGGUCUAAGAAAUUUCACACUAAGUGA
Messenger RNA from Solanum dulcamara, 2304 nucleotides. RefSeq lists its product as uncharacterized. Bases 1 to 2304 code for a protein of 767 amino acids. The record is from RefSeq and is a predicted model, not a curated record. Gene Ontology annotation, biological process: fatty acid beta-oxidation. The transcript has a single exon. Gene Ontology annotation, cellular component: mitochondrial fatty acid beta-oxidation multienzyme complex; mitochondrion. NCBI's taxonomy places the organism in Eukaryota, Viridiplantae, Streptophyta, Magnoliopsida, Solanales, Solanaceae. Gene Ontology annotation, molecular function: long-chain (3S)-3-hydroxyacyl-CoA dehydrogenase (NAD+) activity; enoyl-CoA hydratase activity; NAD+ binding.